Messenger RNA from Mesorhabditis belari, 351 nucleotides. The record is from the annotation of a GenBank genome assembly. NCBI's taxonomy places the organism in Eukaryota, Metazoa, Nematoda, Chromadorea, Rhabditida, Rhabditidae.
AUGAGCAUCGAAUCAAAUCUAGAAACUCGUCAGCUACACAACGAUCCUAUGAGCGUCAAAACUGGAGAUAUAAGAUUAGAGAAGCCUCAGAAGAAGAUCUCAUUUAUGGAGAAUGUAAAUGAGACGCCAAAAGACGUGAGAGAGGAGUUGAUCAAAUCGGCAGAACCAGAAAGCACAACCUCGUCGCGGAGUUUCUCGGUUUUUGGCAUGAAUUUCAGACGAGAGACAAGCAUUACGAUUGACGGGGAAACGAAGAAACAAUCAAAAAAGAGACGCGCCACUACGAUAUCCACACUUUUCAUGCCACUCGACACACACCGAAUAUUCGCCGCCAAGAUGAAGAUCAAUAAG